Messenger RNA from Letharia columbiana, 1119 nucleotides. RefSeq lists its product as uncharacterized. The coding region runs from base 1 to 1119 and encodes 372 amino acids. The transcript is spliced from 2 exons. The record is from RefSeq and is a predicted model, not a curated record. NCBI's taxonomy places the organism in Eukaryota, Fungi, Ascomycota, Lecanoromycetes, Lecanorales, Parmeliaceae.
AUGACCAAAAAUUCUACCACUUAUUCGCUGCGUUCCGUUCGCAAAUUUAGCAGCUCUUACCAUUCCGCCGGCCUAUCAGACGACUGCAGCCACGCGCUCUUUUACAACGAUAGCGAAGUUUCGGUCUAUCGGUUAGGAGAUAUACGGACUAAGGACACGUCGCCGAGCUUCUCCAGGAUCUUCAACCAGCAAUACAAGCACGGGGAGUUCAUUCGAAAUGUCGCCCCAUCCCGGGCAUUCAUUGUCAUAGUUACGAAUAAACGCCUACUUGUUUUCAAAUUUGACGCAGAUACACUGAUUGGUACUGUUUCGCAUGGGGACUGGGACCCCAGCGGACUUGCGUGUCACGAGAGCAAGACUCAUCUGGUGGUUUUUCUUGGUCAAUGUCAGAGAAAUAAGACCAAGAAGUACGACGGCCAGAUUAGAGUCUCCAGGUACAGAAUAGACGGUCAAGCUACAAAUAUGCCCGUCUUUGCUCUGAACAUGCCAGCGAACGACUGCCCCAAGAGAAUCACCUUCGAUACAGAAUCGCAGAUCCUUACUUGUAUCACGAGGAUCCAGAACAAGCUCUCUAUAUGGAAGUUGGAUAAUGAGUUCUUUUCAUCAGUAGAGCCAUUUGAGUUCCUGAAAAACAAAUACACAGCGGAGACGAGGGAAACGGGGGUAACUUCCGCUACGGUCUAUCAGUCACCGUCGAAACGACUUUACGUCCUAUGCACGACGGCACCAUCAACAGAACGCUGGCACCAUGAAGGUGAAUGGUCGUUUAUCCUGCUCAUUCCUCCGAAUACGUCCCGACCACAUAUACAUCUCGACAGCAAAGUCCACACUUUCGAGCAGUUAAAAAGCCAUCGCCCUUUGUUUGCAGGCCGUCCAUCAAGUCAACACCACAUCUUCGCGGUCCUGGAGGACUCAGGCAGACUAUCUGUCCUCCGGCUCAACAGACAUGACGACGGUGGCAUUCAUAGCCCGGAUGGGGAUGCUGAAAUCUUGGCGCAUUCUCUCUGCAAGCAGGACAGGCCCUUGACUGAUUGCCUACGCUUUGACCCAUCUGGCUCAUUUUUGUUCGCAGUGGAUCCGAAGGGCAAGAUUGUUGUCACGGAAUUCGAGAAGGAAUGA